AGGAGCCGCGAGCGGGGGCGGGGCGGCUAGUGCGGACUCAGUUCGAGCGCGUGCUGGGGAAAGCGGCUCGGCGCGAGCAGCAGCAGCAGCGGCAGCAGCAGCCGGGCGGUUUAUCGAGGCGGUUUAUCCAGCGCUGGCUGGAUUCAGGUUCCUGUUGUGGGAUAGUUCUCUAAAAUGGCUCAGAGGAUUUUGCAGGAAGACCCUGAGAGGUACCUUUUUGUGGACAGAGCAGUAAUCUACAACCCUGCUACCCAGGCUGACUGGACUGCUAAGAAAUUAGUCUGGAUUCCCUCAGAACGUCAUGGCUUUGAAGCUGCCAGCAUCAAAGAAGAGAGGGGAGAUGAAGUGCUGGUUGAGUUGGCUGAGAAUGGAAAGAAAGCAGUUGUCAACAAAGAUGAUAUUCAAAAAAUGAAUCCUCCCAAAUUUUCCAAAGUAGAAGACAUGGCAGAAUUGACCUGCUUAAAUGAAGCCUCUGUUCUUCAUAAUUUGAAGGAUCGAUACUAUUCUGGGCUCAUUUAUACCUACUCUGGACUCUUCUGUGUAGUCAUAAAUCCAUACAAGAACCUUCCCAUUUACUCUGAAAACAUCAUUGAGAUGUACAGGGGAAAGAAACGUCAUGAAAUGCCUCCACAUAUUUAUGCAAUAUCAGAAUCUGCAUAUAGAUGCAUGCUCCAAGAUCGUGAGGACCAAUCAAUUCUUUGCACAGGUGAAUCAGGUGCUGGGAAAACAGAAAACAAGAAAGUUAUUCAGUAUCUGCACAUGUUGCUUCUUCGCAUAAAGGAAGAAAAGGACCACAAUAUUCCUGGUGAACUAGAGCGUCAGCUUCUACAAGCCAAUCCUAUUCUGGAAUCCUUUGGAAAUGCAAAAACUGUAAAAAAUGAUAAUUCCUCCCGCUUUGUAAGUCUGGGCAAGUUCAUCAGAAUAAAUUUUGAUGUUACUGGCUAUAUUGUUGGGGCCAACAUUGAAACAUAUUUAUUAGAAAAAUCACGUGCAGUUCGUACAAGCCAAAGAUGAACGGACUUUCAUUUUUAUCAGCUUCUAGCUGGGGCUGGUGAACAUUUGAAAGCUGAUUUGCUCCUCGAAGGGUUUAACAACUACCGGUUUCUGUCCAAUGGCUACAUUCCCAUUCCUGGCCAGCAAGAUAAAGACAACUUCCAGGAGACAAUGGAGGCCAUGCAUAUCAUGGGCUUUUCUCAUGAUGAAAUAACUAGCUAUGUUGAAGUGGUAUCCUCAGUACUGCAGUUUGGAAAUAUUUCCUUCAAAAAAGAGAGAAACACGGAUCAAGCAUCUAUGCCAGAAAAUACAGUUGCACAGAAGCUCUGCCAUCUGUUGGGAAUGAAUGUAAUGGAAUUUACUCGAGCAAUACUCACUCCACGCAUAAAAGUUGGCAGGGACUAUGUCCAAAAAGCCCAAACCAAAGAACAAGCAGAUUUUGCUGUAGAGGCAUUGGCAAAAGCUACAUAUGAACGUCUUUUCCGUUGGCUUGUUCACCGUAUUAACAAAGCUUUAGAUAGAACUAAACGGCAGGGAGCUUCCUUCAUUGGCAUCUUGGAUAUUGCUGGAUUUGAAAUAUUUGAGUUAAACUCUUUCGAACAACUAUGUAUCAACUACACCAAUGAGAAACUGCAGCAGUUAUUCAACCAUACCAUGUUUAUCUUGGAGCAAGAAGAAUAUCAAAGGGAGGGCAUAGAAUGGAAUUUUAUUGACUUUGGACUGGAUCUACAACCCUGCAUUGAUUUAAUUGAACGACCUGCUAACCCUCCAGGUGUAUUGGCUUUGCUGGAUGAAGAAUGCUGGUUCCCUAAAGCAACUGACAAGACAUUUGUAGAAAAACUGGUCCAAGAGCAAGGUACUCAUUCCAAAUUCCAGAAACCUCGGCAGCUGAAGGACAAGGCAGAUUUCUGCAUUAUCCAUUAUGCAGGAAGGGUGGAUUACAAGGCAGAUGAAUGGCUAAUGAAAAAUAUGGACCCACUGAAUGAUAAUGUGGCAACUCUUCUGCACCAGUCUUCUGACAGAUUUGUUGCAGAACUUUGGAAAGAUGUGGACCGUAUUGUGGGCUUAGAUCAAGUCACUGGAAUAACAGAGACUGCCUUUGGCUCAGCUUACAAGACCAAGAAGGGGAUGUUCCGUACAGUAGGGCAGCUAUACAAAGAAUCACUUACCAAACUGAUGGCCACACUACGCAAUACUAACCCAAAUUUUGUUCGCUGCAUCAUUCCAAAUCACGAAAAGAGGGCUGGAAAGUUGGAUCCCCAUCUUGUUCUAGACCAGCUCCGUUGCAAUGGUGUUCUCGAAGGAAUACGGAUUUGUCGACAGGGAUUUCCAAACAGGAUAGUGUUCCAAGAAUUUAGACAGAGGUAUGAGAUCCUGACUCCAAAUGCAAUUCCUAAGGGUUUUAUGGAUGGAAAGCAAGCUUGUGAGAGAAUGAUCAGAGCACUGGAAUUGGAUCCUAACUUGUAUAGAAUUGGUCAGAGCAAGAUUUUUUUCCGAGCUGGUGUUUUGGCACAUCUAGAAGAAGAAAGAGAUUUGAAGAUAACAGACAUCAUUAUAUUCUUCCAAGCUGUUUGUAGGGGAUACUUGGCCAGAAAAGCCUUUGCUAAGAAGCAGCAACAACUGAGUGCAUUAAAAGUUUUACAAAGAAAUUGUGCUGCAUAUUUGAAGUUAAGGCAUUGGCAGUGGUGGAGAGUGUUCACAAAGGUGAAGCCUCUGCUUCAGGUUACUCGUCAGGAGGAAGAACUUCAGGCUAAAGAUGAGGAGCUGGUAAAGGUGAAAGAGAAACAGAGUAAAGUGGAAGGAGAACUAGAAGAGAUGGAAAGAAAGCACCAGCAGUUGGUAGAAGAGAAGAACAUUCUUGCCGAACAGUUGCAAGCAGAGACAGAACUCUUUGCUGAGGCCGAAGAGAUGAGAGCUCGCCUGGCGGCCAAGAAGCAAGAGUUAGAAGAAAUUCUGCAUGAUUUAGAGUCCCGGGUAGAAGAGGAAGAAGAACGGAAUCAAGUGCUUCAGAAUGAAAAGAAAAAAAUGCAGUCACACAUACAGGAUCUAGAGGAGCAACUUGAUGAGGAAGAAGGAGCUCGGCAGAAGCUACAGCUUGAGAAGGUAACAGCGGAAGCAAGAAUAAAGAAAAUGGAGGAAGAAAUCUUAUUAUUGGAGGACCAGAAUUCCAAAUUCUUAAAGGAAAAGAAAUUAAUGGAGGACAGAAUUGCAGAAUGUUCUUCACAGCUGGCUGAAGAAGAAGAAAAAGCUAAAAAUUUAGCAAAGCUGAGAAACAAGCAGGAAAUGGUGAUUACAGAUCUAGAAGAGCGCUUGAAAAAAGAAGAAACUCGCCAAGAGCUAGAAAAAGCGAAAAGGAAGCUUGAUGGAGAAACCACUGAUUUACAAGACCAAAUUGCAGAACUGCAAGCCCAAAUAGAAGAAUUAAAAAUCCAACUUGCCAAGAAAGAGGAAGAACUGCAGGCUGCCCUUGCCAGAGGAGAUGAAGAAGUGAUGCAAAAAAACAAUGCGCUAAAAGUAAUCCGAGAAUUGCAAGCCCAAAUUGCAGAGCUGCAGGAAGAUCUUGAAUCAGAAAAGGCUUCACGCAAUAAGGCAGAGAAGCAGAAGAGAGACCUGAGUGAGGAGUUAGAAGCAUUGAAGACAGAGUUGGAAGACACCUUGGAUACUACUGCAGCUCAGCAAGAGCUCAGGACAAAGCGUGAGCAGGAAGUUGCUGAACUGAAGAAAGCCCUUGAGGAAGAAACCAAGAAUCAUGAAGCCCAAAUUCAGGAUAUUAGGCAGAGGCAUGCAACAGCCUUGGAAGAGAUCUCAGAACAGCUUGAACAGGCCAAAAGAUUCAAAGCAAAUCUUGAAAAGAACAAACAGUGUUUGGAAACAGAUAACAAAGAGCUGGCCUGUGAGGUGAAAGUUUUGCAGCAAGUUAGAUCUGAAGCAGAACACAAGAGGAAGAAGCUUGAUGGUCAGGUACAGGAAUUGCAGGCCAAGGUUGUAGAAGGCGAGAGGCUGAGGACAGAGCUGGCAGAAAAAGCAAACAAACUUCAGAAUGAACUGGAAAAUGUUUCAAGUCUCCUGGAAGAAGCAGAGAAAAAAGGCAUAAAAUUUGCCAAAGAUGCUGCAAAUUUAGACUCUCAACUACAAGAUACCCAGGAACUGUUGCAAGAGGAGACACGCCAGAAACUGAAUUUGAGUAGCAGGAUUCGGCAGUUGGAAGAAGAGAAGAACAAUCUGCAAGACCCAGAAGAAGAGGAAGAAGCAAGGAAGAAUUUGGAGAAGCAUGUAAUAACUCUGCAGUCUCAGCUAGCUGAUGCCAAGAAGAAGGUUGAUGAUGACUUAGGGACUAUUGAAGGGCUGGAGGAGAGUAAGAAGAAACUGUUGAAGGACAUGGAAAUUAUCAGCCAACGUUUAGAAGAAAAGGCAAUGGCAUUUGAUAAAUUGGAGAAAACAAAAAACCGCCUUCAACAAGAACUGGAUGACUUAAUGGUGGACCUUGAUCAUCAGCGUCAAAUUGUUUCCAACUUGGAGAAGAAGCAGAAGAAAUUUGAUCAGAUGCUGGCAGAAGAGAAGAACAUAUCUGCUCGUUACGCAGAAGAAAGGGACCGUGCUGAAGCUGAGGCACGAGAAAAGGAGACCAAAGCACUGUCCCUGGCACGAGCCCUGGAGGAAGCUUUAGAGGCCAAGGAAGAGUUUGAGAGACAAAAUAAGCAACUCCGAACAGAAAUGGAGGACCUGAUGAGCUCCAAAGAUGAUGUUGGCAAAAAUGUUCAUGAGUUAGAAAAAUCUAAGCGUACAUUGGAGCAGCAAGUGGAAGAAAUGCGAACUCAGUUAGAAGAACUGGAGGAUGAGUUACAAGCCACAGAAGAUGCCAAAUUGCGCCUGGAAGUGAACAUGCAAGCCAUGAAAGCACAGUUCGAGAGGGAUCUUCAAGAGGAUGAGCAGAAUGAGGAGAAGAAGAGGCUCUUAGUAAAACAAGUUCGGGAACUGGAAGCAGAACUGGAAGAUGAAAGGAAGCAGCGGGCGUUGGCUGUGGCAUCCAAGAAGAAAAUGGAAGCAGAUUUGAAAGACUUGGAAGCUCAGAUUGAGGCAGCAAACAAGGCCCGUGAUGAAGCCAUCAGGCAGUUGCGCAAAUUGCAGGCUCAAAUGAAAGAUUAUCAACGUGAAUUAGAAGAGGCCCGUGCAUCUCGAGAUGAAAUUUUUGCUCAAUCAAGAAAUGAAAAGAAGCUCAAAGGUCUUGAAGCAGAAAUUCUUCAACUUCAAGAGGAACUUGCCGCUUCAGAACGAGGCAGGCGACAUGCAGAGCAAGAGAGGGAUGAACUGGCUGAUGAAAUUGCUAACAGUGCCUCUGGAAAGUCUGCCUUGCUGGAUGAGAAACGCCGCUUGGAAGCCCGAAUUGCACAACUGGAAGAGGAACUGGAGGAAGAGCAAAGCAAUAUGGAGCUUCUCAAUGACCGUUUCCGUAAAACCACUCUACAGAUUGACACGUUGAAUUCUGAGUUGGCCUCAGAGCGGAGUGCUGCCCAGAAGAGCGAGAAUGCCCGUCAGCAGUUAGAAAGGCACAACAAAGAGUUGAAAGCAAAGCUUCAGGAGCUGGAAGGUUCAGUCAAAUCCAAGUUCAAGACAACCAUUUCAGCACUAGAAGCAAAGAUCGGGCAACUAGAAGAACAGCUGGAGCAGGAGGCAAAAGAGAGAGCAGCAGCCAAUAAGCUAGUACGCCGCACAGAGAAGAAACUGAAGGAGGUAUUUAUGCAGGUGGAAGAUGAGCGCCGACAUGCAGACCAGUACAAGGAACAGAUGGAGAAAGCUAAUGCCAGGAUGAAGCAGCUCAAGCGCCAGCUAGAAGAAGCAGAGGAGGAAGCACGUGCUAAUGCAUCACGUCGUAAACUUCAGCGUGAAUUAGAUGAUGCUACAGAAGCCAGUGAAGGCCUUAGCCGAGAGGUCAGCACUCUGAAGAACAGACUAAGGAGAGGAGGCCCGAUCACCUUUUCUUCCAGCCGAUCUGGAAGGCGCCAGCUGCACAUUGAAGGAGCUUCACUGGAGCUUUCAGAUGACGAUGCAGAGAGUAAGGGGAGCGAUAUCAAUGAACCUCAAGCUGCCCAAAUUGAGUAGAGUGUCCCCGCUGUAUUAAAACUGCCAACAUUCCCGGAGUGUGACUUCUUUCCAUAUGUUUGAGAGAAGAACUUAACUGGCCACCAAAUUGCUUCUGUGGCCUAGAUCUGCCUUAGGCAAAACUGGCAUAGCAUUAGGUCAUGUAUUGCAGGUCAGUCCAAGCAUUAUUGCUGCCUGGCUUUGCCAUAUUGUAAACUGUUUUGGAUAUAGGUACCACUACUUAUAUGUAUUAAAAUAUCUCUGUUCAGUGCUUUUUGUUUCAAAGUAUCCAUUGUAAAGCCAUUUUUCUAAGGCACUGAGUGAUAAGCGGGUCCAGCCUCUGUCCCAGGCAGAAACUUCUGGCAGCUGGCUAUGCCUUUUUGCUAUGCAUGCAUAGCUACCUAGCAGUGGCACUCCCUUCCUGUGGGUUUUCUUCCCUACUUAUUUACAAGACCUGGUUCCUGUCACUUUUCUGGCUGACCCAAGGUCACCUGACUUUGAAAAUGUCCCAAGGAGCUUUAGAUCACAUUAUAACUAGCCAACUGCUUGUUCUACUUAAUGAGCCUUUGCCCACCUUGGCAAACUGAUGUCUUCCUGCUCCGGACAUCAUGAAUAGUCGGUUGAUCUGGAUAGGAUGCUGAUGAUUCUCUGUCUGAAUCAUACUUCCAUACAAGUUGGAUAGCCUCAGCAUGGAAGUUGAAUGAAUUCUCCCAGAAGCAACUGUUUUCUUCCUGAAAGACUGGGGAUAGGAGUGCAAGCUGAAGUUCUUGCCAGCUUUCUUGGUGCCCAUCAGUAUAUGUUUGCUAGAGGUAGCAAAUGGACACUGCCUGUAAAUGAACACACCAGUGGAGCUACCCUCGCCCCAUUUUCAGCUUUCACUUGGGUGAAAUGCAUUUAGCUAGCGUCGUUUUUGUCCUAGCUAAGAAUUGACAUUUACAGAAAGUGCCUUAGACACUGCAGUACUAAGACAAUGUUUCCUAUAAUUUGCCUAUAACAAUGAUUCAGUGUAUUGAUUUUUUGAUCAUAUCAUGCUGCAUCUCCUAGUACAAGUGGUAUUAUCAAUCUCCCGUGAUAAGAAUGAAUCAGUGUUAACUACAGAAUCUUGAACUCUUGCAACAUGCUUGAAACAAUAUUUCUCUUUGGUUAAAAGCUUUAACAUAUGUUACAAAGCUUUUGUUUUUGUGCAUUUGGAUAUUCUUAUUCAAACUGGCUGUUGACCACCAGGCAUCUGACUGCAAAUACCUUGUUUCUUUGUAUCCCCAUAUUUUUAGACAACGAUUUUUUUGUAAAAACAAUAAAUUUAUUCAUUCUAGAGACUCAUAAA
Messenger RNA from Thamnophis elegans (Western terrestrial garter snake), 7396 nucleotides. RefSeq names its product myosin heavy chain 10 (gene MYH10). Gene Ontology annotation, cellular component: myosin complex. The record is from RefSeq and is a predicted model, not a curated record. Lineage: Eukaryota; Metazoa; Chordata; Lepidosauria; Squamata; Natricidae. Gene Ontology annotation, molecular function: cytoskeletal motor activity; ATP binding; actin filament binding.